Messenger RNA from Rhinopithecus roxellana (golden snub-nosed monkey), 3273 nucleotides. RefSeq names its product ST3 beta-galactoside alpha-2,3-sialyltransferase 6 (gene ST3GAL6). The record is from RefSeq and is a predicted model, not a curated record. NCBI's taxonomy places the organism in Eukaryota, Metazoa, Chordata, Mammalia, Primates, Cercopithecidae. Gene Ontology annotation, molecular function: beta-galactoside alpha-2,3-sialyltransferase activity. Gene Ontology annotation, biological process: glycolipid biosynthetic process. The coding region runs from base 1060 to 1797 and encodes 245 amino acids. The transcript has 11 exons.
AUGGUUAUUAUAGUUUUCUAUAAGCCAAAAUUUAAAAAUGUGGGCUUUGAAAUCAGAUUUCAGUUUGAAUUCUGGCCAGUGCUCUGGGUAUUAAACAUAUCUAGCAUGGGGAUGAAAAUAUCCGUGAUUUCAUCCUUAUGUGGAAAAGGGCUUAGUACUGUGCUGGCCAUUUAGUAAGUGGUUAAUAAGCUGUGCUAUCAUUUACCUGAUCAUUGCUGCCAGAGGUUGGAGAUCCUUGGGAUAUGAAUGAAGCUGCCCUCACACAUUUGGACUAUCUGAUUAGUAAUAAGGACCAAACCUAAAAGAGAGGUAGUAAAUGAGUUGAGGUGGACUGGGGCCUUUCCAUUUGUCACUGUGGAGUCCUGUAUGUCUCCAUUAAGGCUUAGGUUAUAUGGAGAUGACUGGGUCUGUGAGGCUUAGGCUUAGGGGACCUAUGAGGCUGGACCAAAAAAAAUCUAGACAUUAAUGCAGGGCUAGAGCUGGAGGUUCUGUUGUAGGUUUGCUCAUGUGGGCGUGUGACUGCAGAUUAUAAUCACAACCCUGAGUAAUAAGUGCAAAGAGGAAGGAAGGCAGGAUGUGAAAUCUGUUGACCAUGUUCCACACAGUCUGGAGUGUACGUCAGUGUGAGCUAAGGACCAGCAGAGACCAGGAUGGAUGAAGGCCUGUCCAGGGGCUGAAUGGACCCAGGUGUCAGCAGGGCCACCUAGUGAAGGUAUGGAGGUGAGCCAGCCAUGAGAGGGUAUCUUGUGGCCAUAUUCCUGAGUGCUGUCUUCCUCUAUUAUGUACUGCAUUGUAUAUUAUGGGGAACGAAUGUCUAUUGGGUGGCACCUGUGGAAAUGAAACGGAGAAAUAAGAUCCAGCCUUGUUUAUCAAAGCCAGCUUUUGCCUCUCUGCUGAGUCAGAACUCUGCAUAUAUUUUAAGAAAAGGCAUUGAGGAACUCAAUCAAACCGGUAUUCUUUUCAUGCAGGUUUCAUCAGUUUCACCCUUUUCUGUGUGCAGCUGAUUUUAGAAAGAUUGCUUCCUUGUAUGGUAGCGAUAAGUUUGAUUUGCCCUAUGGGAUGAGAACAUCAGCGGAAUAUUUUCGACUUGCUCUUUCAAAACUGCAGAGUUGUGAUCUCUUUGAUGAGUUUGACAACAUACCCUGUAAAAAGUGUGUGGUGGUUGGUAAUGGAGGAGUUUUGAAGAAUAAGACAUUAGGAGAAAAAAUCGACUCCUAUGAUGUAAUAAUAAGAAUGAAUAAUGGUCCUGUUUUAGGACAUGAAGAAGAAGUUGGGAGAAGGACAACCUUCCGACUUUUUUAUCCAGAAUCUGUUUUUUCAGAUCCCAUUCACAAUGACCCUAAUACGACAGUGAUUCUCACUGCUUUUAAGCCACAUGAUUUAAGGUGGCUGUUGGAAUUGUUGAUGGGUGACAAAAUAAACACUAAUGGUUUUUGGAAGAAACCAGCCUUAAACCUGAUUUAUAAACCUUAUCAAAUCCGAAUAUUAGAUCCUUUCAUUAUCAGAACAGCAGCUUAUGAACUGCUUCAUUUUCCAAAAGUGUUUCCCAAAAAUCAGAAACCUAAACACCCAACAACAGGAAUUAUUGCCAUCACAUUGGCAUUUUACAUAUGUCACGAAGUUCACCUAGCUGGUUUUAAAUACAACUUUUCUGACCUCAAGAGUCCUUUGCACUACUAUGGGAAUGCCACCAUGUCUUUGAUGAAUAAGAACGCGUAUCACAAUGUGACUGCAGAGCAGCUCUUUUUGAAGGACAUUAUAGAAAAAAACCUUGUAAUCAACUUGACUCAAGAUUGACUCUACAGACUCAGAAGAUGAUGCUAACAGUGUUAGUUUUAUUUUUGUACUGCAAUUUUUAGUUUAAAAUAUGUUGAUCGCACUCGUCAAAUAAUUAUGUUUAUUGUCUGUUGCUGCCUGGUGCUUCAUAACCACCAGCUUAAUUUCUGUGAAUACUGUAUAUUUAACUUAUGAAAACCAAGAAAGGUUAAGAUACCGGGAAAAUAAGUUUGGAUUGCUUUGUUUUUAAAAUACACUAGUUUUCUGAGGUGUUUUUACACGUCUUUUUAUAGUAACUUCAUCUUAGAUUUUUGAAGGGAUAUGACUUCCUACUAAGGAUUUAGUUUACCACAACAAUUCUGACUGUAGUAAGACAUUUUGAGAAGUAUAUUUGGCUACGGUAAACAUGGCUCGUGGAAAAUCACAUGACUGUGGCUUGAUGUAGCAAGCUGAAACCACUUGGCUCUGGAAAUCUAAGUUCAUACUGGUUUAAUUAAGCUCUCCCCUGACAACCCCAGAAUUAAAUGAACCGUGAUUGUGAAGAGUAAUUUGGUACAAUGAAGGCAGUGUUUUUAAGUUAAAGGAAAUAGGCUAAACAUAAAGUUCUAGAUAAGUAAAUAACUAAAGAAUACAGUUACUAAAGUCUGAUGGCUUUGUAUUAGUUUAAAGAAAUGAAGUUUAACUUUAUACAAUGAAGCUAAGCUAGGCAAGUUCAAGAAGGAAAAAAAAAAUCUUGAACAUUAUUUUUUUUUGCCUGACUUAUUCAUUAAAUUUUGAAGGUUUUCCACUUGAAGUAAAUUAGGAAAGGUAUAUAAGAUAACAGAACAAGUAAACACUUAAGAAAAGUCAAGCUGAGGCCGGGCAUGGUGGCUCACACCUGUAAUCCUAACACUUUGGGAGGCUGAGGGAGGCAGCUGGAUUGCCUGAACUCAGGAGUUCAAGACCAGCCUGGCCAACAUGGUGAAACCUCAUCUCUACUAAAAUACAAAAAAAUUAGCUGGGCGUCAUGGUACGCACUGUAGUCCCAGCUACUCGGGAGGCUGAGGCAUGAGAAUUGCUCGAGCCUGGUAGGCAGAGGUUGCAGUGAGCUGAGACUGCGCCACUACACUGCAGCCUGGGUGACAGAGCGAGACUGUCUUCCAAAAAAAAUAAAAAGUGAAGUUGGCAUUUUUGGAUUUAAAUGGUAAAAAAAGAAAAUCUCAUUUUCCCAUGAUAAAAGCUAAUCUUCAGAUGGAAAGCUUGCCUGGCUACCUAGGGUGCACCAGAGAAUCUGAUCCAAUGCAAGCCAGUCAAGCCUACAAAUGUGGUGAGGUAGUCUCCCUUCCUGUAUUUUAAUAAAUGUAACCAAAGGCCAUCUGGAGGUGGGGGAAUGAGAGGUGAAGGAACAGAACAAUAGAGGUUAUAAGGAUGGAACUAAAAGUUGUCAGAAGAGAUAUGAGCUGAAGAAAGAAUUACUCUCUUUUGAGCAAUAAAUACAAUUGGAAAACACUGGAAAAA